CGCCACUCCCAGCACCGAAGCCCAAAAAAAAUCGCCGAUUAUUUGAACCCGCCAUCGCCAGCAAAUAAAAAGGCAUUUCCGCAAAUCGACCGCCGGCGAGAGAGAGAGAGAGAGAGCUGAUAACGAAGGACGGUAAAGUAGCGGCGAAUCUCCGUCGACUCUGACCGGAACAUGUGGCGGAGGGUCGUCUCCGGUGGCCAUCUGCGCCUCCUCCCUUGCCGCUCCAUCCCUCGUCGAUCCGCAGCCUCCGCCGCCGCGAACCACCCCACCGUCUCCUCCGCCGUUAACUCCAUCCUCCUCCGCUCCCUCAAGGAGCACUACCUCGAAGUCUCCAAGAUGACUCCUCCUCCUAAAGUGAAUCCUCCAUCGCCAUUCACGAUCGUGAAAGGCGCGCUCGACGCGGACGGUCCGGUUCUCAAGCGAACUUACAACGACGAAGAGAUUAGCCUUUACGUUAUGCGGUUGGCGAAUCUGGCUCCUGGUGGUGGUGGAGAUGAGGACGGCGAAGACGACAUUAAUCAGUUGUUCCUUCACGUGAGCAUCGCAAAGCCUGCUCAGAAGGAGGCCUUGCAUUUUCUGUGUGGGUUGUAUCCGGAUGCGCUGGGGAUUCACUCUGUUUCGAUGAGGCCGAAGCUCGAGACCACCGGUUUUCUCGUGGUUCCGACUAAAUACAAUGGCCCUGUUUUCGAAGACCUUGAUGAAAAGGUGAGGGACGCGCUUCACAGUUACAUUGAGGAACGGGGGGUGAAUGAGAGUCUCUUCCCAUUUCUUCAAGCAUGGCUUUAUGUCAAGGAUCAUAGGGGUCUGAUGCGUUGGUUUCAAUCAGUGGGAACUUUUAUCAGCAAAGAUAAGUCUGCAAAAAAUGAUUAAUUUCAGUGAGUACUUCUAUUGCGGAAGAC
Molecule: messenger RNA, 899 nt
Organism: Rhodamnia argentea
Lineage: Eukaryota; Viridiplantae; Streptophyta; Magnoliopsida; Myrtales; Myrtaceae
Product: mitochondrial acidic protein MAM33
Exons: 3
Coding region: 172-870 (232 amino acids)
Cellular component (GO): mitochondrial matrix
Source: RefSeq, a predicted model, not a curated record